Molecule: messenger RNA, 4406 nt
Organism: Zootermopsis nevadensis
Lineage: Eukaryota; Metazoa; Arthropoda; Insecta; Blattodea; Termopsidae
Gene: Rpn13
Product: regulatory particle non-ATPase 13
Cellular component (GO): proteasome regulatory particle, lid subcomplex; cytoplasm; nucleus
Molecular function (GO): endopeptidase activator activity; proteasome binding
Source: RefSeq, a predicted model, not a curated record
ACGACGCUUUUUAUGCCGCUUCUUACUUAGAAGAUCGAUGAUAAGACAGCAAGCGCUUGAAAGUAAAAGAUCUUCCUCACUCAUUGUUAUGUGACUGAGCGAGCAGGCAACUGACGAACACAAUAUGGAACACAGCUGUACGGUUGGAUGGUGUGCGCAACCACCUUUAACGUCUUGGAUAGGAAGCAGUUUAAUAAUGACCACAGGAAACGCUUAUGUUUGUUAAAUUACUGUGUUACAAGCAUAGCGUGUUAGAGACCGUUCAAAAUUCUCGCUCUCAUAGUCUAGUUCUCGCUCUUACGCACUCGGUAAACCAUACACAAGUCCGUGGCUGCAGGCGGUGCUGCUGUUAUUCACUUCCGUGACUUUUUCGUUACUGAAAGUGACUGAUCACUGUUUGCCGGUAGUAAUUUGAAGUGCGGAAGAAAGUGAAGAGCGAAUUGUGAUUUUUUAACUUUCUUACUCUACGAUUCGAAUUAUUGAAUUGUGGAUCUUGUUUUCUCCAAAUUUAACUCAACUUCUAUUAAUUUCCGGAAUUAGUAUAAAUAAUUAUAAUGCCAGUUGGAGGUGCUCUGUUUGGAAAUUCUGCUGCUCGCUCACAAAAUAAAAAUCUUGUAGAAUGCAAAGCGGGCAAAAUGUCUCUGAAAGGAAAAAUGGUUCAUCCGGAUAAAAGAAAAGGUUUAUUGUAUGUAUAUCAGUCUGAUGAUUCUCUUAUGCACUUCUGUUGGAAAGAUCGUCAAACUGGGACUGUUGAAGAUGACCUUAUCAUCUUUCCUGAUGACUGUGAAUUUAAACGAGUGGCCCAGUGCACCAGUGGACGUGUUUAUGUCCUGAAAUUUAAGUCUUCAAGUAGGAAGUUCUUCUUUUGGAUUCAGGAACCAAAGACAGAUAAGGAUGAUGAGAACUGCCGCCGUAUUAAUGAAGUGCUUAACAAUCCUCCAACUCCAGGGUCCCAGAGAAGUGGUGGUGGAACUCCAGAUGGAGAUCUACAGAAUCUGUUGAACAACAUGUCUCAGCAACAGUUGAUGCAGUUGUUUGGAGGUGUUGGGCAGAUCGGCGGACUCUCCAGCUUGUUGGGAACAAUGAGUCGUCCAUCAACAGGCCAGAGCUCUCGUCCUGCAUCUUCUACUCCAUCUACAUCAGCUGGUGCAUCUUCUACUACAAGUUCUACAACAGCUGCUGUCACCUCUGCUACCACUACUGCAGCUGCUGUAACUACUACCUCUAGCAUGACUGCCUCAAGUUCAAGCACUGGGAAAGGUGUUAGUGCUGAGUCAGCCAAGCAUGCUACUACUGCUACUGCUGCUUCUACUUCUACUGCUACUGCUACUACUGCUACUGCUGCUUCUACUUCUACUGUUACUGCUGCUUCUACUGCUACUACUGCUACUGCUGCUACUACUGCUACUGCUGUUACUACGGCUACUACUGCUGCAAGUGCUACUGCAACUGCAUCAGGGCCAUCUACUAUUCAGCUGAGUGAUCUUCAGAAUUUUCUGUCUGGGUUGAAUGUUCCUGGAGGAGAUGGUGCUAGUCACCGCUCAGUUGACUUGUCUUCUGCCUUAACAAUGGAGAAUCUGCAAGCUGUAUUAGGGGAUCCCAGUUUGGUGCAUGAACUGCAGCAACAUCUGCCAUCUGGGAUUGGUGGGAAUCCACCUCCUCCAGCAUCUGAACAGUUACGAUCAACACUGACAUCACCUCAGUUUCAGCAGGCUUUAAGUAUGUUCAGUGCAGCCUUGCAGUCAGGUCAGCUUGGUCCUGUAGUUCAGCAGUUUGAGGUAGGAGCUGAAGCUGUGGAUGCUGCAAACCAAGGCAACAUGGAGGAAUUUGUAAAGGCUCUUCAGAAGGCAAGCAUUGACAAGGAAGAUGAAAAUAAGCAACCUGGUGGGGAUGAGAAACGCAAGAAGAGGGAGGAUAGUAGUAAGAAGGAUGAUGAUGAUGAUGAAGGUAUGUCCCUUGAUUAAUGUGCUCUUGAAGGGGGAAGGUGAAUUUUCAGAUAUAACUUUGUUUUAUGUAUUUUUAUUAUUAUUGUUGGAGAAGAAAUUGAUACCAGAAUAACUCUGUUCUGCUUUGGUGGUUAUUGAUUUUUCUAUUUAAAAUUUAUGUUACCUGAUUUGCUCAAAUAUAAGAGCAUAUUUAUGUAAAGUCAGAAUGCAUGUUACAUGCAGAUUUAUUGGGUGAAAUAAAGCAUUUCUUUUAAUUUUUCUUGUAUGGCAUUACUUGGAAUUCCCUAUUCCAUUAUGAAGAUACAUAAUUCUAACACAUAUUGACACUUUAUUUUCGCUGUGCAAUUCAUCUCAGACACGUUUUAAGACAAUCUGUUCAGAAUAUGUCUUUUGCUAUUCCUUGUAAUGGUUUCCUGUCACAUUUGGUCCUUUUAUGUUUUGUUCUUUUGUUGACAUAUCUCAUCUGUACUAUACAGAAAUACCCUGCUCAAAGCUAAUUCAGUAUUAAGCUGCUUGAAAGGUAUGUACACCCACACCUGCAAUGUGCUGAGUUGAGGUGUAUGGUAUAUUACCAUUCAAAACUAGUCCUACACUGCUUCAGUUGUAGCAUGUAUGUGCACACUAUACCUUGCUAUUGCUUUGUAAUUUUUAAGAUUUUAAAUUAUCUGUGCCCAUAAUAACUGAAAAAAAUCAGUUAUAGGCAUGGAGAAUGAUCAAAAGUGACAGGGAAAGUAUGACUUUCUGACAGCAUCCUGCAGAUCCAAAGUAGAACUACGUGUAACCUGGAGCAACUGCUCAGUUGGAUGAUUCACAGCCUGAAUCAUCUCUUCAGCAAUGUGUAAUAGGCAGUGAAGACUAAAUUUCAGUGUCUUUAAUUAGGGUUAUUUUAUUUUACAUUGUGCUAUAAUGUAUUUUUAAUUUAAAUGUAAAUAAUGUUGAGACUGAAUAAAUUAUGUUCCCAGUGAAUUAUGUGUUUGCACAUACUGUAAUCAGUUGUCUAUGUAUGCCAGUGGACAAAUGAGGCCAUUGUGUCACUUCACUCAUAGGUAAGAAAUAACACGUGUUAGUAAAGUUCUCAAUGUAACAUGUUAUGACCCUGUUGAAAGCUUUUCCAGGAAUGCAUCAUAAGUGUUUGGUGGAUUUUAUUGUUUGUGCAUUUUGAAUCAGUUAUUCUUCUUACAUAACACACCUAAUCAAUAAGUGCCUGAGGUUUUUACCUGCAGUAAUAAUAUGGCAUUCUGAGAUUUUAUAAAUGUGUGUCUAUAUAUAUAAUUUUUUUUAAACCUGCAGAUAUAGUUUGGGAUAUGGAUCUGUUGUUAGAAACAUGAACUCUGGUGGGAAGAUUAUCAACAUUUCAGAAGUGUUGGUUGCCUCCAUCAGGGCAGCAAGCACCUCUGAAAUGUAAGUAAACUUCCACCAAACUGCAUGGUGCAACAUUCCAAACACAAUAACUUUCAAAACCUUAGAUAUUCUAUAAUUUUGUAAUGCUGCAAAGCUUUUAUGUUCCUCUGUAUUGUGGUAGAUUUUCAGAAUCAGGUAUCUGUGUAUUUUUAAUUCUUUUGUGCAGUGAGAUGCCAGCAGGUUUUAGUCUCUUUGUAGCCUAGGUUAUUUAUGACUGAGCUUCCUUCAUGUGUUUGCCUCUUACAUUUGAGCAAAUAGGUGGUAACAGCUAUUUUUAGGAAUCAUCAUAAUUUAUUUAUUAAACAUUAAUUAAUUAAUCUGCAUAUGCUCCCUGAAUACUUGUUAAUUAAGGUCCUAUGUGUUUCUGAAAGUUUAAUGUCAUUAAUUAUUUAUAUAGAUUGCUAAGUUGAUACUAUUAAUUUUGCAUGCAUAAUCAUCAUAUUGUAUUUUAUUUCACAUUAUAUCUUAGGGAGCUGGUUUAUUACAACACUACACUAGUCACCUAUAUGCCCUCUAAAAUGCCUACAAAUAUCUGAUUACAAAAAUGUUGAGACAAAAAGAAACUGUGUAGUUGUAUGAAGCUAAAUUAAUUAAUACUUUAAUAUUUAUACCAUACAAAUGUAAUACAUUUAUUGUUCACAAAAACUAUCUUUAGAGAAAUGUUUUAUCCUUAAAUAUAUAUUAACCGGCUGAACAUUAACAAUAAUAAUAAUGGGAUCCAUAAAUUAGUCAGAAGAAAAUUAAUUACUAUGUUGCUUUCAGGCAUGGAAAAUUAACAGGUCAUGCUGUCCAUUUGCUGGCCUAUGUUUUGGGAUUUUUUGUGAAUUUAUAAUGAAAUUGUGUUGGAAGGUCUUUACCCAACUAAUAGGUAUCUUUUUAUUUGAGUUCAGAUUAUAUAGCUGUUUCUCAUCAUGAAAGGAAAUAGAGUUGAGAACAGUUCACUCUUUAUCAUUUGUGUGCCAUCAUGCCAGUAUGUGUACGAUGGCUUCUGUGUUCUCUGUGCUUUGGAAGAAAAUGAAUGUGUGAAAUAUUAAAAAUAAACAACAUAACAAUGGGUAA